CAGCGAAAGACGACUGGAACAGGCCAAAAGAAGUCAAAGAGGAAAUACCCAACACCAGUUUGGCUUCACGGUACGCGUAGAACUACGACAUCAGUGGCAACGGCAGCACCAAGCACAUCACAAGCGGAACCUGCAGAUGGCGCCAGCUCAGCUUACAACGAGAUCACUGCCCAGCAGACAGGCACGCAGUCUGGUGCACAUCAUCAGGAAACGAGCCCAGCGCCAAAAAAGCGAGCCCGAGGACGCAAACCAAAAGGAAAAGCCGAACGCCCGCUUGCGGAAUCAGGCGCAGAUAAAGCUGAGCUAAGUGGAAAUGAAGAUGAGGUAAAGUGCAUCAAAUCAGAUGGCGAACAUCCCGCUUGA
Messenger RNA from Gongylonema pulchrum, 363 nucleotides. Lineage: Eukaryota; Metazoa; Nematoda; Chromadorea; Rhabditida; Gongylonematidae. The record is from the annotation of a GenBank genome assembly.